UGCAGUUUCUUUAUCUUGCAGAGAGAUGCCAAGGGUCAGUAUCUGUUUGACCUUCUCUGCCAUCACCUAAACUUACUGGAGAAAGACUACUUUGGAAUUCGGUUUGUGGACCCAGACAAGCAAAGGCAUUGGUUGGAGUUUACAAAGUCUGUUGUGAAGCAGAUGAGAGCCCAGCCUCCAUUCACCAUGUGUUUUCGUGUGAAGUUUUAUCCCACCGACCCUGCUGCUCUGAAGGAGGAAAUAACCAGGUAUUUAGUCUUCCUGCAGAUCAAAAGAGAUCUCUACCAUGGCCGCCUUCUCUGCAAGACAUCGGAUGCUGCAUUGCUAGCUGCCUAUAUCCUUCAAGCCGAGAUUGGGGACUACGACCCUGGGAAGCACCCAGAAGGCUACAGCUCCAAGUUCCAAUUUUUCCCCAAACAUUCGGAAAAGCUGGAAAGGAAAAUUGCAGAGAUUCACAAAACAGAACUGAGUGGUCAGACACCAGCUACUUCAGAGUUAAAUUUUUUAAGAAAAGCCCAGACCCUGGAGACAUACGGAGUUGACCCACACCCAUGCAAGGAUGUGUCAGGAAAUGCGGCAUUUUUGGCCUUCACUCCCUUUGGUUUUGUUGUUCUGCAGGGAAACAAGAGAAUUCACUUCAUCAAAUGGAACGAGGUAGCCAAAAUGAAAUUCGAAGGAAAGACAUUCUGUUUAUAUGUAAGUCAGAAAGAGGAAAAGAAAAUUGCUCUUACUUAUUUUGCUCCAACACCAGAAGCGUGCAAGCAUCUCUGGAAAUGUGGGAUAGAAAACCAAGCUUUUUACAAGUUGGAGAAGUCAAGCCAGGUCCGCACAGUAUCCAGCAGCAACCUGUUCUUUAAAGGAAGCCGGUUCCGAUACAGUGGCCGAGUUGCAAAAGAAGUGAUGGAAUCUAGUGCCAAGAUCAAGAGGGAGCCCCCAGAAAUUCACAGAGCAGGGUUGGUUCCUAGCCGCAGCUGCCCUUCCAUCACUCACGGGCCAAGACUCAGCAGUGUCCCCAGGACGCGAAGGCGAGCUGUUCACAUCUCCAUCAUGGAAGGCCUGGAGUCGCUGAGGGACAGCGCUCACUCGACCCCCGUGCGUUCAGCCUCUCAUGGAGAUGCUUUUAUGUCCCAUUCGCGGAGUAGCAGAGCUGAGAGCAGCGAGAGAGUGGCAGUCAUCUCCGACGAGAUCUACAGCCCUGCGGAUAGCGUGCUUCCGACGCCGGUGGCAGAACACAGCCUGGAGCUGAUGCUGCUCGCCAGGCAGAUCAAUGGCGCCCCCUGCAGUAUUGAAGAAGAAAAGGAGUCUGAAGCCAACACACCUACUGCAACUGAGGCUGAUGAGAUGGGAGGAGAGUUCAAAGCCUUGAGGCAGGGUGGUGGUGGCGAUGGCGGGACACAAGCUGCACAGGUGAAUAAGUUUGUUUUAAGUGUCCUCCGUUUGCUCCUUGUGACAGUUGGACUCCUCUUUGUUUUGCUCCUUCUCCUGAUCAUCCUUACCGAGUCUGACCUUGACAUUGCCUUUUUCCGUGAUAUUCGCCAGACCCCCGAGUUUGAACAAUUCCAUUAUCAAUACUUUUGUCCCCUCAGGCGAUGGUUUGCCUGCAAAGUCCGCUCCGUCCUGAGCCUGCUCAUUGACACCUGAAGGCAUGACUCUUCCUAAUAACUAGCCAGGUGGAUUCAGAAGAUACCUGCUACCAGUUCCCAGCCAAUGGGACCCAUCGUGGCACCAUCGGCCCAUAAACUAAGUCCUCCUUUCAUGAAUCAAAGUACACUGCGCCCUAGGAUGUUUGUUCCUGGAAGAAGAAAGGGAUAGAUUUAUGCCAGAUUAAAAACGCAUUUCUUUAGCGCUCCACUUUCCUGAAGUACUCAACCAUUCAGUUUUUAAUCCUUGAAGUUUGCAGAAUAAUUUAAGAUUUUAAUUUUCAUAGAUGUAUUACUCUGAAGGUAUCAAAUAAGAGGAAUUUAUUUUAUUACUACUGAUUAUUGCAUUAGUGUCAGCCAAUAGCGACACUAGUUCAAGACUAGAAAUAUUGCAUUAUGCAGGAGCUUUAGUAAUGGUGCUACUGAGUUGUUAUUUAAAUACUAGUGUAUUGUUUCAUUAUUAAAACUGCCUCUGUGCACAGCACUACCACCUUCACAUUAUUUUAAAGAGAUCCUCCUUUUACUAACUAGAGCGUCUUAACUGGCAAAUGGUUUAUUCAUUAGAAAGUGAUCUGGUACAAUACCAUCAACUUAGAAACGUUUUCACAAACAACAGAGUGGGCAAGAAACAGGGAAGCCAGGAGUGGCAGUGUCUGUUCCUUUAAGUAGCAUAGAAAGAUGUGAAUACCUAUCCUAGUCUACAACAUAGGCAUUUUCUGAAUAUGUUAAGCCUUGAACCUUUAGUGCACCGCAGUGGCGUUUACCAUAGAGGUGUUAAAUCCCUAAAGACAGUGGGAGUUGAGUAUAUGGGGGUAGUAGAUAAAUGUACUCCGUUAUGUUCUAUAAAGUCUGGGUGUGUAGCUAGUAAUCAGACCGGAUUGAUUUGGAAUACAUUUUGCCUCCGAAAGUUGUACUUGUUUUGUAUAAAAAAAACUGUUCAACCUAUAUUUUAAACAAAAUAGCAUUUUGUUAUUGAUACUAAUCAAGUCUUUUUUUAACUUUAUGGAUUAGAUGAACAUAGUGUGAUAUACAAAAUGAUUGGAGUAAGCCAAUUACUUUGAGAAUAAAUGUUUUGUAGAAUGGAAUUCUAAUGGCAGAUUAACCCAUUACUUGUUUUGGAAAAAAGAGCAGAUUUUUUGAAAAUUUUCAAAGGUAAAGAGCAGAAUUACAGAAGUGGAGGCAACAGUGAAAAAAACCAAGACAAAUAUGAGAUCUAUCCUUAAGGGAAAAAAGUGUAAUUAACUAAUUUCUAUUGUGACAUGAACACUUGAAUCUUUUAUUACCUGGCAAAAACAGCAGCCCAUUUGUAAGGGGAGCAAUAAUCUCUACUGUAAAGUUUCUUGUGAAGCUGGGCAUAUUUAACAAAUAGCAAGAGUUUCAUUUCAUCUCAGGGAGAGAUUUUAAGCAAGCCGAGGCCAUAGACCUAAUUGUAAAAGCUCUGAUUUACAUUUUCUGCACCUUUAACCAUCUCUGCACACAAGUUCAAGCACUGCUGGUGCGCGUACACACACACACACUCCCUUUGAAGAUGAGUUAUGAUUUUGUCCUGAACUGGUCAGUUGUGCUCUUUUGCCAAAUGUUCAGUCAUCCAUAUAGAGAAUAAUCUGAAAGUCAGUUAGAUUCAGACUAUUUGUCACUGCAAUAAAUAAGGUCCAUUUUACUAGUCUGUCAGAUCUUAAAAAAAUAUAUAUAUAUAGUUUCAUGUCACUUUUACUUUAAAAAUUAACCACGGCCAUUUGAUUAUCAGAAGAGCUGAAAAAGAUUUUGCAUUCAGUUUAAUAUUAAGUUGUGAAUGCCAACCAUGGGAGAAAAAAAAGGCUAGAUUUUUACAUGGAUAUAUACUGUUUUAUGCAACAUAGCAAAAUUAACUUUUAGUGUAGUGUUCCUACCUCAGUCUGUAGUAAAUGGUGUUUCUAUGCAGUGAGUGAUAGUCUUAAACUAAACAUUUUUCAUCCUAGGUUAAAGAUGCAGUAUUUCAUUGUUUUAAUUGCUAAUAUUACUUGUUUGUCAUAACAAUACAUUAUCAUUCAGUGACAGGUGCAGCUCCAAUAUGUUGUACUGUAAACAUUUUCAUUUUCAAAAACCACAAGGUAUGAAAUAUUAACCUUAACAAAACUUUUGCAUCAAUCUGCUUUUAGAAUAGUAAUAAAUACCACACCUUGGUUUAACCUUUUACUGUUUUCACCUGGCAUUUUAUCCUAAAACCAUUACAAUUAGUAAUUUUUUAAUCUUACAUUUUCCCCCCCUCUGUGCCAUACGUUUCAUGUUUUGCUAGCUGUUAGUUUUAUCUGUCCUUUGUAUAAAACGUCGUUUCCAUAGUUCUUAUAUCAGAGGAAGCAAAACUCUUAAUAAAGAAUAGUGUACUGCAUCUUUAAAGCAGUAGAGGGUAAAAAUACCAGAAAAUGUGAAUUUUUUAGUUUUCAUAGAAGUUAACCUUUCAUGUGCCAAAUACUGUAAGUUACUUUUUUUCCCUCCAAAAUAAUGUACCCUUUUCUACAUAUUCAAUAUGUAGUCAGCAUAAAAUCAUUGGUGCCAUGAAAAGUAUUUUUAAAUUUAAAUAAAUAUUUAAGUAUCAUGAAAA
Messenger RNA from Chrysemys picta bellii (western painted turtle), 4221 nucleotides. The record is from RefSeq and is a predicted model, not a curated record. Lineage: Eukaryota; Metazoa; Chordata; Testudines; Emydidae.